This is a messenger RNA of Aaosphaeria arxii CBS 175.79, 1863 nucleotides long. Its product is annotated as 2-methylcitrate dehydratase. Gene Ontology annotation, cellular component: mitochondrion. Gene Ontology annotation, molecular function: 2-methylcitrate dehydratase activity; 2 iron, 2 sulfur cluster binding. NCBI's taxonomy places the organism in Eukaryota, Fungi, Ascomycota, Dothideomycetes, Pleosporales. The coding region runs from base 128 to 1774 and encodes 548 amino acids. The record is from RefSeq and is a predicted model, not a curated record. The transcript has 3 exons.
AGUUUCUAUUCAGCCAGGCCACUCAAAAGCCAGUAUCGCCUCAAAUAAAACCCGUACGGCAAUUCCCUCCUUCCUUUUCAAAAGCUGCAUUGAGGUCGUCAGGGUACGGCAAAAGCUAACUUAAACAAUGUCGGCCUUCAGUCGCAACCUGUGCAGCACCGCAUCCAGGACCCUUCGACAGCGGUCAACCAUCACUUCCAGAGCAAUCAGGCCAAUUGCAUUCCGAUCUACUCUUUCUACACCGAUUCCUACUCGCACUGCUGUUGCAGCUCCAUUCUCGACAAUGUCUUCCCUCAAGAGCGCUGCCCCGCCGGUCCCUAGCAAGCGGGAGUAUGAUCCCGAGAUCAAGGACAUCGCAAGCUACAUCCACAACACCCCAAUCGACUCAGAGCUCGCAUUCGACACCGCUCGCUGGGUAUUCCUCGACACCCUUGGCUGUGGUCUCAAGGCUCUCGAGUUCGAGCAAUGCAGGAACAUCCUCGGCCCUGUUGUUGAGGGCACCGUUGUCCCCAAUGGUACCAAAGUACCCGGAACAAACUACCAGCUCGACCCUAUCCUAGGUGCCUUCAAUAUCGGUGCCAUGAUCCGUUGGUUGGACUUCAAUGACUGCUGGUUGGCGGCCGAGUGGGGUCACCCCUCCGACAACUUGGGUGCUAUUCUCGCAACUGCUGACUGGAUUACCCGAACAAACAAGGCUGGAGGAAAUCUUGGAAACGGCAAGGUCUUCAAGGUCAGGGAUGUGCUUGAGGCUAUGAUCAGGGCACACGAGAUUCAGGGUGUAAUGGCUCUGGAGAACUCUUUCAACAAGGUUGGCUUGGACCACGUCGUGCUUGUCAAGCUUGCCUCUACUGCUGUUGUGUCUAAGAUGCUCGGUCUCAACGAGGCCCAGACUCGCGACGCUAUCUCUCAAGCUUGGGUUGACGGCCAGUCCAUGAGGACCUACAGACACUCUCCCAACACCAUGUCCCGAAAGUCCUGGGCUGCUGGUGAUGCUUGCCAGAAGGCCGUCGACCUUGCCUUGAAGGUUCUCAAGGGCGAGCCUGGUCUCCCAACCGUCCUCUCUGCCCCCACCUGGGGUUUCUACGACGUCAACUUCGGCGGCAAGCCGUUCCAGUUCCAGCGAGGCUACGGUAGCUAUGUCAUGGAGAACGUCCUCUUCAAGGUCUCAUACCCAGCUGAGUUCCACUCCCAGACCGCUGUUGAGGCUGCUCAGCGUCUCAACAAGAAGUUGAAGGCCAUGGGCAAGUCCGCUGAGGACAUCGAGGGUGUUGUUAACCGCACACACGAGGCUUGCAUCCGCAUCAUUGACAAGCAGUUCAAGCCCAUGGAGAACUUCGCUGAUCGUGACCACUGCGUCCAGUACAUGGUCUCCACUAUGUUCGUCUUCAACCGCCUCGAGGCCACCGACUACCCCGAUGACAGCGAGGCUGCCACUUCACAGCUCGUAGAGUCCCUCCGCCAGCGCAUCAGCUGUGUGGAAGACCCCCAGUUCACCGCGGAUUACCAUGACCCCGCGAAGCGCACCAUCUCCAACGCCCUUACCGUCACCCUCAAGGAUGGCACUGUCCUCGAGGAGGAGGUUGUCGAGGCUCCUCUUGGCCACCGCUGGCGACGUGAAGAGGCUAAGCCAGAGAUCCUCACCAAGUACAAGAGGCAUCUCGGUCCUCACUACCCCGCCGAGCACGUCGACAAGCUCGUCAGCCUCGCCCAGGAUACCAAGGCGCUCGACAAUAUGGACAUUGACCAAUAUGUCGACCUUUACGUUAAAAACUAGAUUUCUAAUUAAACUCAUGUGGAGUCCUAGGUAGACUUUAGAUGACGUUCUGACUGUUACGUAUCACGAUCAAAAAGUGUUCUUACAUG